Messenger RNA from Epinephelus fuscoguttatus (brown-marbled grouper), 2604 nucleotides. RefSeq names its product telomere attrition and p53 response 1 protein (gene hapstr1b). NCBI's taxonomy places the organism in Eukaryota, Metazoa, Chordata, Actinopteri, Perciformes, Serranidae. The coding region runs from base 250 to 1041 and encodes 263 amino acids. The record is from RefSeq and is a predicted model, not a curated record. The transcript has 4 exons.
CCAGAAAUUCUUAGGUGUUGUCAUCGUGCUCUGUAGUUUCGUGUGUUUUACACUGGGCGUACGGGCGGAUUUAAACAUAUGCACAAUGCUACUUAACCAACGACUCCUUUUCUUCGUUUCUGUAGAUUGUUAGGGCUGUUCUGAUAGAAUACAGAAGAAAAGACAGUUUAGUUUCUCCGGAAACCAACCGAUUCUAUAUUUCACUCGAAGGCUAGCUGCUAAGCUACUAGCUGACGCCUAACAUUAGCUAUGGAGGAGAAGAAGGAGGAGGGAGAAGCGGAGAUCCAAGAGCACGGCCCCGAACACUGGUUCUCAAAAUGGGAACGGCAGUGUCUAGCAGAGGCCGAAAGGGACGAUCCAAACGAGGAGGAGACGGAACAAAGCCAACAGAAACUGUGGCACCUCUUUCAGAACUCGGCCACCGCGGUAGCGCAGCUCUACAAAGACCGAGUGUGUCAGCAGCAGGGCCUCUCCCUCUGGGUGCCCUUCCAGAAUGCAGCCACAGCUGUCACUAACCUGUAUAAAGGCAAUAUGGAGGCCCGCCAACGGAGCUAUGACCUGGGCAUUCACUUAGGCCACCAGCGCAGGAAUAAGGAUGUGAUUGCAUGGGUUAAGAAACGCAGAAGAACUAUCAGGCGCGAGGACCUUAUCAGCUUCCUGUGUGGCAAAGUUCCACCUCCACGGACAGCACGCGCCCCGCCAAGAGUUGCUAUGGUGUCUGCAAGCCGACCAGCACCCCCAGAGACAGGCAGCUCUGUGGAGACUGACCUGCAGCCUUUCAGAGAGGCCAUAGCACUGCAUGGCCUUAGUGGUGCCAUGGCAAGCAUUUCUGUGCGUUCUGGUCCUCCCGGUUCCCCAACUCAUCCUGCCCAGUCCCUCAGUCGUCGUAGGAAUGGUCUUCAUGAUGUGGACCUCAACACCUUCAUUGCUGAGGAGAUGGCGCUCCAUUUGGAUUCCACAGCCAAUCGUAAACGAGGCCCUGCCCCCUGUAGUGAUGUCAUCACAGACUCACCCACUCAUAAACGUAACAGGAUGCUCUGAACUUUUCCUACACCACUAAUCCCUCCUCUGUCCUCUCCUUGGUGGCCGACUGGACAGAUGAUGAGGACUGAUGCCUUGGCCAACCAUCGAAAUCUUCCUCCUUUUCAUCUUAGUUGCAAUGCUACAAAUAAAAAAACGUAACUAUUACCAAUCCACGCAUUUAUCCCCUUCUUCAUUUAUCUUUCACCCCUCUCUGUUGUCUCACAAAUCCUCUUCAUAGUGUUCUGUUUUUUCCCCCAGAAAAUGUUCUUUGUUUGUUGCCCCCAGUAGAUCUGAUAGAGAAGCGAGCACACAUCACACUUGAAAUCCUUAACUUGCAGAAUGUUGCAUUGAGACAUUGUUUAUUUGGCCGGGCUCCUUUGUGCUUCACAUCCGAUAAUCAGAUGAAACGAGCUGAUUCCCUACUGUUUGCAGAUCUCUUCCCCUCAUUCCUCAAGCAUACUUCCUCCUCCUCCUUUGUGGAGUGCUGGCCAAACCAGACUGGACUGAAACCCGGGCUCCUCGGGAGGCUGAACCACCUCCUCGCUGUGUGGCUCGACUCAAAAUGCUUGUCAGCGUGUGUAUCUCAUUCUGCUGCUGCUCUGUGUGUUUGCGUAUCUGACAGCAGAACUGCCACUUACUGUGUUGUACUUGUCUUUGCCUUUGAGAAAGCUGCUACAGUAUCUCUGGUUGUUGUGCAACAGUGAGUGUGGGUGUGCGUGUGUGUGAGAGUCUGUAUGUGUGCUUGUGGAUGUGGGGUUCUAGCAAAUCCAGCAUCCACUUGACCGAAUUAUUUCCUACUUAAAUUCAUCCUAUUCUUUUUUUCUUUAGUUGCUCUUUGCAGCCCAAAUCCAGGGUUUUAUCACAAAGCAGGUCAGUCCAAUUUACACAGACAAUGGUGACUAUCAUUACUGUCAGAGUGAGCUGACACUAAAAGUAGUGGGGUGACAAGAGACAAGCAAGAGGUAUUUUCAACAAAGAUUUGUAAAGUACCCAUGCCCUGCAUUCUUAUUUGCAAUUUUUUCGAUCACACUGUUGCUCCUAGGUAUUUUCAUGUUUACAAAUAAUCCAAAUAUACACUAUUUCCCUGACAAAUCAGAAUACAUUUGACCGAAUACUGGAUCUUGCAUAUUUGCAUUAAGAGCAGUAGAGUGUUUCAAAGCUUGUAUUUUACCUACUUUGUUUACAUUUGGCCCUUUGAUGAGAACAUUAUCUGGUGCAUAAUUAUUAUUUUGCCUCUUGUAUUUAAAAGGGUCACAACACUUUCACUUGUGAUUUCAGCUUUAAACCUAGAAAAUUACAGGGGGCAGCUGCCUGUGAACUAGCUGGGGCCGACGGCUGUGAGAUUUUACUUUGCUUAGCCAACUCAUGGACUAUUGUGUGUGAUGGUUCAGCAAGGCUUGGGACACUUGUUUUGCCAAUUUCACACACUGCUUUGUGAUACAAUCUUGUGUAAUGUGUGUAAAUAACAUGUAGGUGCUGUUAUAUGUGGUACAUAUUGUAAAAAGAAGUGCAAAUCCAUUGGGAUGUCCAUGUACAAUAACUAUUCUGACAUUAAAGAAAAUACAAGCGUUUGUCUUUUGA